This is a messenger RNA of Telopea speciosissima, 1302 nucleotides long. Its product is annotated as (-)-germacrene D synthase-like. Bases 1 to 1302 code for a protein of 433 amino acids. Gene Ontology annotation, biological process: diterpenoid biosynthetic process. Gene Ontology annotation, molecular function: magnesium ion binding; terpene synthase activity. The record is from RefSeq and is a predicted model, not a curated record. NCBI's taxonomy places the organism in Eukaryota, Viridiplantae, Streptophyta, Magnoliopsida, Proteales, Proteaceae. The transcript has 7 exons.
AUGGAGACGCGUGGAAGUGGCUCAACAAGGGACAAGAACUGCUUCAAGGACUUCAUUAAUGAUGUGAGUGGGAUGCUAUGCUUGUAUGAAGCUACACAUUUGAGGGUACAUGGAGAAGAUAUUCUAGAUGAAGCCCUAGAGUUCACAACCACUAGACUUAAUUCCAUAGUCACUGAUGGUUUAAAACCUCAUCCUCUUGCAACACAAGUGAUGCAUGCCUUGAAACAACCCUUUCACAAGAACCCGCCAAGGAUAGAAGCUAGGGACUACAUCUCUAUUUACCAAGAAGACUACAAUACAAAGAAUGAAUCUCUUCUUAAGCUUGCAAAACUAGAUUUCAAUCUACUGCAGUCCAUCCACCAGCAGGAGCUAAGCCAACUCUCAAAAUGGUGGAAAGAAUUGGACUUUGUAUCAAAGCUACCUUAUGCUAGAGACAGACUUGUGGAGACAUAUUUUGUUGCAAUGGGGUUGUGUUUUGAGCCUCAGUAUGCUCUUGCUAGAAAGAUGAUAACCAAAGUUACAGCCCUGAUCACGAUUAUAGAUGAUACAUACGAUGCGUAUGGUACCUUCGAAGAACUCCAGCUCUUCACAGAUGCAGUUGAGAGGUCGGAGCAUAGCGCCAUGGAUGGACUCCUUGAAUACAUGAAAGUUAUCUACUUGGCACUCCUAGAUUUUUACAAUGAAAUCGAGGAAGAGUUUGGAAAGGAUGGACAAUCUUAUCGUGUUUACUAUGCAAAAGAAGCGAUGAAAACACAAGUUAGAAGCUACUUCAUGGAGGCCAAAUGGUUGAAGGAUGGAUAUAUUCCAACAUUCGAAGUGUAUAUGCAAAAUGCAUCAACCAGCAUUGCGUAUAUCUUGCUAAUAGUCUAUUCUUUGGUUGGCAUGGGAGAUUUUGUGACAAAGGAAACCUUUGUUUGGGCAAUGAAUAAUCCAAAGCUUAUGAAGGCUUCAAGCUUAAUUUUCAGACUCAUGGAUGAUAUGAAGGCCCAUAAGUUUGAGCAAGAGAGAGGGCAUGUUUGUUCGGCUGUGGAGUGCUACAUGAAGCAAUAUGAUGUGUCAGAACAAGAGGUAUAUGAUGAAUUUAAUAGAAGAUUGGUGGACGCAUGGAAAGAUGUAAAUGAAGCGUGCAUGAAACCUAUGAUGACUACUGCAGCUGUCCCAAGGUCAGUUCUAUCAGUGUUUGUUAACUAUGAUCGUAAUAUUGAUGUGCUCUACAAGUAUAAAGAUGGUUUCACUUUUGCUAAUGAAAUAUUGAAGGAGCUCAUCACCUCAUUGUUUGUCGAUCCCAUACCCAUGUACUAG